This is a messenger RNA of Salvelinus fontinalis (brook trout), 5207 nucleotides long. Its product is annotated as zinc finger protein 1-like. Lineage: Eukaryota; Metazoa; Chordata; Actinopteri; Salmoniformes; Salmonidae. Bases 278 to 2221 code for a protein of 647 amino acids. The transcript is spliced from 7 exons. The record is from RefSeq and is a predicted model, not a curated record. Gene Ontology annotation, cellular component: nucleus.
AAGUACAAUACGCAUCUUUAUAUUUAUUUAACCACACCCUUUGAGCCAUGACGCCAACCAAUAAUAUUCUUUCUCUUCGGUGUAAACGGAAGCGACUUGUGACCAAGAACAAUUUCCACGUUAGCGUUUUUAUUUAGACGUUUAUUAACCCCCUGGAACUCAGCAUAUGACUAAUGUAACUGCACAGCAUCACAUACUUACCCCAGGUAGUGUUUAAUUCUCUUUCGACUUGGUUGAUAGAUGUUAUUUAAGUAAAGCUAGCUAGUAGCUGCUAACAAUGGCUAACUGUAUGGUUUUUCACACUCAAAUGGCCUCCAUCAUGGAGGUGCUAGCGAAUUCAGCCGUUGCAGAGAUUUGUAAACUCGUAGAUGACGACUAUGCAGUGUUUCGUUUGGAAAUAACUCAAAGCCAGAAAGAAAACAGGGCAUUGCGGAGGAAACUACAGCUAGUGGAACUGAAAGUGGCACGGGAGCGCGCAGAGAGGACAAUGCGAGAGCGCGUCCUCGCCAGUCGUCCCAGUAGUGUCAAGAUCGUCGACCGAUACAGAGGAACCGCAAGAGGUGAAGGACAUCUCACUGAAGGCCACAGGAGCUUUGUGAAGCCAGCGGAACACAACGCUUGGAGAGAUGACCAACCCAUAGCUAUAGAUGAGGGGAGUGGAACCUCAACCCAGCAUGUUAUCGUGAUAGAGUCAGCAGAUGCAGAGGCUCCAGGUCCUGGGGUCAAGCAUGAAAGGACAGAAGGAGAGGAGGAACCACGGCACAGUAGCGACAUCCAGACUGAAGCAACGGCUGGAGUGGCGCCCCCUGUAGCCAAGGAGGACAUCGCAACUGCCGCCACGCCCCAGGCCAAGACUCAAUGCAGCAUCACGGAGGAGGAGGAGGGUCCAGAGGUGCUGCUGGUGAAGGAGGAGGGGUAUGAGGAGGGUCUGGGGAAUCCUGAGGGGACCAUGGUCAUGGAGGACAACCAGACUACACCUCCUCCUGAACCCACAGAGGAACCAGCAGAGCAGCACAGGACCACACACAGUCUCACUGAGUCAGUAGACAUGGAGGAUGGGAAGCCUGAUCUGCUGAUAGUCAAAGAGGAGAUGAUAGAGGAUGAACCAGAGAGCAUUGACCUGCUGAGUGGACUAAAGAUGGGGGAGCAAGGUGGUUGGUUGGAGGCUAACAGAGGAGACUGGGUGAACAUCUUGGAUUCCCAGACCCAGACCGGGGCAGCCAAGGGCCUAAGGGACAACAUCACUGAGCAGGCCAGGACCAGAGGUGACAUAGUGGAGUCUGCAGUCCAUGAAGACCUGCUGAUAUCCGGUGUUGCUAGAGGGAGAGACUGGACCUCUGAAUCGGCUGGUCACAAACCCUGGCCCCGGAUCAGAACCCUGGAUCAGGAGCCGUCGCUCUUCCUUACCGAGUCAGAACCAGGACCCAACCACGAGGGACAGAGACUCCACCACCACACAGAACACAACCAGUGGACAGGUGGACUGAACAACCUCAGUCCUGGUGGUCAUCAGAGAGACAGAGGCUCCAGUCAGGGAUCCAGUCUGCAGCCCAGACCCUUCUCUUCACAGUCUCAGUGCAGGGAUGAAGCAGGGCCUGGGGCUGAUAGAGAUAGACCCUCCUGUUCCUAUGAUACAAACACCACAGUAUCCAUGAUGAACAGAGCAGGUCACCCUGGGCUUCAGCCUUCACAGAGAGUGGUGGGAGACUCCCCUGGUGGGAGUCUAACAGGAAGUCUGUCUUCUCCUUCAGGGUCUCGUCUAAUGCCUGGUGAUUGGGUUCAUAGACAGCCUGGGCCUGGGUCUAGCCUUCCUCAGUUACCUCAUGGUUACCCCACGAAUACAGACCGGGUCAGGAUUGGCGUUCACCACGAGAGUUACCUAGCCUAUAACACAGCACACAAUCCCAACAACACCCAAACAAUGGCUAGAGGUCAAGGAGGGAGCUCAAAGACUAACCACCUGAGGGUGGUGGCUCCUGCUUCUACCUCCUCUGGUGUCAUUGAGUCACAACGUGGGAGGCCGAGCAUUAGGUCGGACGCCGACAAGCCGUACGCCUGCCCCACGUGUGGAAAGCGCUUUGCUGAGGCAAACUAUGUGAAGAGGCACCAGACAGUUCACACCAAUGAAAGGCCCUUCAAGUGCAAACUAUGUUACAAGAGCUUCUCCUUCCUGACUAACCUGAUCAGACAUAGGAGUGUCCACAAAGGGGAGAAAUCGUAGGAGUGUGGCUUGAGAUGUACACAGGAUAUCUGGGAACUAUUCUUUAGCUGACAUACUGAAUUAUAAUUAUCAUGUGAAGUGUCUCAGUUGAUCAUCUGAGUAUGCUCACCAUCUCUGAUGAUACAGACUUGUUGUUUGGUGUGCAGGCAUAGCCAAAACAUAGUCAUUUUAUUGAAGUGUAACUAUAUCUCCCCUCUGAAUUUGGUUUUGUCUAUAUUCUAUACCCUCUUUUUAAUAAUAUAUUUAUAACACCCCCUAAUGUUAUUGGGCAUAAUCAGGUGGUACCUGUUCCUUUAUGUACUGAAACAAUGUGAUCAAAUCUGUUAAUACAUUUUGAACCAUGUUGUCCUUUUGAUACACUACAUGACCAAAACUAUGUGGACACCUGCUCGUCCCUCAUCUCAUUCCAAAAUCAUGGGCAUUAAUAUGGAGUUGAUACCCCCUUUGCUGCUAUAACAGCCUCCACUCUUCUGGGAAGGCUUUCCACUAGAUGUUGGAACAUUGCUGUAGGGUCUUGCUUCCAUUCAGCCACAAGAGCAUUUGUGAGGUCGAGCACUGAUGUUGGGCGAUUAGGGCUGACUCGCAGUCGGCGUUCCAAUUCAUCCCAAAGGUGUUUGAUAUGGUUGAGGUCAGGGCUCUAUGCAGGUCAGUCAAGUUCUUCGACAAACCAUUUCUGUGUGGACCUCGCUUUGUCCACGGGGGCAUUGUCAUGCUGAAACAGGAAAGGGCCUUCCAGAGGCAGUUUGGAACUCGGUAGUGAGUGUUGCAACUGAGAACAGGCGAUUUUUACGCGCUUCGGCACUCAGCGGUCCCGUUCUGUGAGCUUGUGUGGCCUACUACUUCACGGCUGAGUCGUUGUUGCUCCUAGACGUCUCCACUUCACACUUAGAGUUGACCGGUGCAACUUUAGCAGGGCAGAUAUUUGUUGAACUGACUUGUUGGAAAGGUGGCAUCCUAUGACGGUGCCUCGUUGAAAGUCACUGAGCUCUUCAGUAAUGCCAUUCUACUGCCAAUGUUUGUCUACGGAGAUCGCAUGGCUGUGUGCUCGAUUUUAUACACCUGUCAGCAACGGGUGUGGCUGAAAUAGACGAUAAUUUGAAGGAGUGUCCAUACACCUUUGUAUAUAUAUAUAUAUAUAUAUAUAUAGUGUAUGUUGACUUUUUACUUACUUGGUUGUUAUAUAGUAUUAUAAACUGGGUGGUUCGAGCCCUGAAUGCUGAUUAGCUGACAGUCGUGGUAUAUCAGACCAUAUACCACGGUUAUGUCAAAACAUUUAUUUUUACUGCUCUAAUUAUGUUGGUAACCAGUUUAUAAUAGCAAUAAAACACCUUGGAGGAUUGUGGUAUAUGGCCAAUAUACCACGGCACUCCACAUUGUGUCGUGCUUAAGAACAGCCCUUACAUUGCAUUAGUAACCAAGUGGGGAUUUACCACAUACGACUGGAAAAAAUCAAUUUGAGCUGGUAAUUACUAGUCUAUCAUCAUGAGAUCCCACUUCUUCCACAUGCUGACCUCUGACAUCACCUACUAGGGAAAUUACCUCGAUAAUAGCAUUCUGGGCUGGUAAAUGCAACAGCAAAACAUUAUUUAUAAAAGCAAUCUAUUAAUAUGGGUUUUCAACACAAAAUUUUGUUUACAAGCAUGAUAGAUGUACUUUAUAGUUUACGCAGCUUGUUGGCCAUUAGCCAAUCUGCGUUUCUCAACGAGUACAAAGCACGUGAACGCAUCCAACUGGUAUUUAUGACUUCACAACUGGUAAAUUCCCACCUCCCACUUAGUUAUGAAUGCAGAAUUGGUCGUGGUAUAUUGACCAUAUACCACACCCUUCGGGCAUUAUUGCUUAAUUAAAAUUGGCCUUAGUUUCCUUGGCUUCCUUUGAUCUAAGCCAAGCGUCUCAGCAAUUAUUUUAGGUAAUUUACUGUAAUUUUUCCACCACUGGAAAUGACCACCAGUACAGAGUAGGGUCUUUAGAAUCUACAAUGAGUGUACAAAACAUUAAGAACACCUUCCUAAUGUUGAGUUGCACCCUCCCCCUUUUGCCUUCAGAACAGUCUCAAUGGAAUCUACAAGGUGUCAAAAGUGUUCCACAGGGAUGCUGGCCUUUGUUGACUCCAAUGCUUCUAACAGUUGUGUUAAGUUGGCUGAAUGUCCUUUGGGUGGUGCGCUAUUCUUGAUAUACAUGGGAAACUGGCACCUACUACCAUACCCAGUUCAAAGGGACUUAAAUAUUUUGUCUUGCCCAUUCACCCUCUGAAUGGCACACAUACACAAUCAAUGUCUAAAUUUUCUCAAAGCUUAAAAAUAUAUAUUUUUACCUGUCUCCUCCCCUUCAUUCAUCUACACUGAUUGAAGUGGAUUUAAGAAGUGACAUGAGCAAGGGAUCAUAGCUUUCACCUGGAUUCACCUGGUCAUUCUAUGUCAUAUACACUCAGUCAUGUCAUGUACACUCAGUGUAUAUAUGGUGCUAUUUAAUGGAGGUCUCUGGUCUAAAUACUCAACACUUUCGACUCCAGCCACUCCAUAGCCCCCAAUGCAAUACACUGUAUAAUAUACAAUAUAAAUUACAUAUUGGCUUAUAGAGAAAAAAGGAUUAUAUGUGCCAAUGUAAAAGUGGCGUUGGGCAUACUAAUGUAAUUUAUAGGCCUACAGUGUAUUGCAUUGGGAGCUAUGGAGUGGGUGGAGUAGAAAGUGUUUAGUAUUUAGACUAGAGUCCCCCAUUAAAUAACACAGUGUAUAUAUUCUACAGACCCUACUGAGUAAUCCCAACCCUCUUUUACAUCGACACCUCGAAUAGUUCUCUCUAUAAGCCAAUAUGUAUUUUACAAUAUACAAUGUAUUGUAUCGGAGGCAUUUAUUUGACCUUGGAACGUAUUUUGAAACCCACAUUUAAUGCAAAUGUCACUUAAAUAUGAAAAAAUAUGAAUCAUUAAUGUUUAGACAGUCAUGUUUCAUAUAUCAUGAAUAAAUAAAGGGUAAUUACACUUCUA